UUACUGUCAGUCAUUCAGUCAAUGACUGAGGGAGCGUACGUAUGUCCAAACGGGCGGUCGCUGUCUCUCUCGCAUCCGGACGCUCUCUUCACCUGAAACAUACAGACGACGUGCGUUAGAAUCGACAAAUAUUGUGGAAGUGGAGGAAUUGUGAUUGGUGUUUAGAAAAUCAAAAUCACAGAUUGUUGUUUUUGUGCUUAUUUUUAUUUAUUGUUCAUGCAGUAGGGCGACAAGUGACGACUACCGACCGAAAUAUUGUGACUAGCGCGCUUUGUAGUCGAGUGAGUGAUUGACAAGUUGGUGCGGAAUGUGAGCUUAGCGAAUGGACAGUUCCUAAUGCAGUGGUGUUCCACGUGAGGCCAUACAAAGAGGGAGGACUACCACAACAUGCCUCGCAGGAAACAGGACUGUCCAAAACGUAUGAAAUGGGAAGGUGGUGAAGGAUCGCCUGAUGAUGGAAAAGUCGAUGGUGACGACGAUUCCGGCACCAUGACCCCAAAUUCGACAGCAUCUCCUGCCUUGGGUGGCGACGAAGCGUCGUCGCCACCAUCUGCAGCAAUGCUGUCCCCGAAAAGUCCACAUUCCAUCGUAGACGAGCCGUCGUUACAUAACCAUCAGAUGGAUAAAGAGCUCGCGAGUCCACGGUCCCACUCGAGAGAAUCGUCUGAAUCCGUGCAACCACCUCGCUGUCUGUCCGGAGAGUCGGCCUUUUCGGAUCGGAGCGACUUACACCGGAACAAUCCGCUCCCAGUAAGCACCCUCGCGUCGAUUGGAAUCGCACUGCCUCCGACGUUACCAGUGGCAGGCACCGCUUCGUUGUUUCCACCCCAAACGGCAGCCGUGGCCGCAUACUUCAACGCUGCGGCCGUCGCAGCCCAACAACAACAUCGGCUAAUGAUGACUUCUCCAUUACCUCCGCAUUACGGGAGAGUUCCCUCGUCUCCUAUAGUCACUUCUUCGUCACCUUCUGAGGAAACUCCCCUUCCUCCCAGUGUCUCGCCUUCGGAUAACGUUAGCGUGUUAGAUUUCAGUAAACGGUCGCAUUCGGUCGACGAUAAUAUCGAGACGGAUAGCGAAACGUCGUCACUUAAAGUUUCGGGCUCGGAAGUGACCCCGAAUAGUCCGUUAGAUUUGUCCGUGUCGAACAGGAAGCGCACUUUCGACAAUAACGACAUUCAACCCCCUCCCAGAAAGCAAAAGUCGGAAUAUAAGUCGCCCUUGCUGUCUCAAUGGCCUUCUCCCGUUGUAGCUUCUAAUUUGCCGUACUUUGCCGCUGCCGUGGCAGCUGCCAACAUUUCCCCGAAAGGAAAUAACGUCGUAGAAUCGUGGAACGGUAAACUAAAAUAUUCCCCGACCACGCAGAGCGAAGCUUCGAGAGCUUUGGAGAAAAUGAGCGAGCUUAGCAAGCUCGGCGGUGAAGAUCUCUUUCGAACUAUCACCAACUCUGUCCCUGUCGCUAACCCGACGAGCGGCAGGCAUAGUGCUUGGCAAUCGCACUGGUUAAAUAAAGGAGCCGAGCAGGCGAAGGACGUCUUAAAAUGCGUCUGGUGCAAACAAAGCUUUCCCAGUUUGGCCGCAAUGACGACCCACAUGAAAGAAGCAAAACACUGUGGAGUCAACGUACCCGUCCCGCAAGUACAAUCACAGAAUUUGCCUCCUCAACCUCCGAUAUCAUCGCCCGCCAUUACGAACAAUUCCAAUAGUUCUGUGUCUUCUUCCAAUUCCUCGAAACCUAACCAGUCCGAUCUCAAUCUCCUCAUUAAAGAAACGAUGCCUUUGCCCAGGAAACUGGUUCGUGGACAGGAUGUGUGGUUAGGGAAAGGCGCAGAGCAAACCAGGCAAAUAUUGAAGUGUAUGUGGUGCGGCCAAAGCUUUCGGUCACUAGCAGAAAUGACUAGUCACAUGCAACAAACCCAACACUACACGAACAUCAUAUCUCAGGAACAAAUAAUCUCGUGGAAAUCAUCCGACGACGCCAAGGGCGGUGGCGGAGGAGGCGGAAAUGGAUCUGGUCCCGGAAGUAACCCAGGGGCUGCCAACAGUCACGUCAGUGCGGUACUAACGUGUAAAGUUUGUGAUCAAGCGUUUAGUUCCUUGAAAGAGCUUAGUAAUCAUAUGGUUAAAAAUUCGCAUUACAAAGAGCACAUCAUGAGGUCUAUAACGGACGGAGGAAGACGCAGACAGACGCGAGAGAAACGCAAAAAGUCGCUUCCGGUACGGAAACUACUAGAACUCGAACGAGCGCAACACGAAUUUAAAAACGGCGACGCGAGCAAUAUGUUCGGUAAACCUGGUGCGGGUAGGAUUACAUGUGAAAAAUGCGGCGACAAAAUAGACACGUCACUUUUCGUCGAUCAUAUCCGCCAGUGUAUCGGAAGUAACGCAUCUUUGAGUAGUCAGCGUAAUUUUUUGAAAAACGCGCUAAUAUCAAACAGUAUAAUUCCUCCAGACGGUCCACAAAAUCCUGAAAAUGAAAAGAUUACCGCCAACGACGGUGGUACAUCACCUGCCAAACAAACGUCAUCGACUGCCACCGAUCUCACCACCAACAAAGAAUCGACCGAGUCUGAAACUCCUAACGGUUCAUCACCUUCGGUACUGAACGCCAUCGAAAAACUUAUAGAGAAAAGUUUCGAUUCUCGCGUUCGACAGAAUGCCGGGUUUGCUUGCCACGGACCCACCGCUGCCCCAAUGGGUUCGAGUAUUUUGAAACGCUUAGGAAUCGACGAAAGCGUCGACUAUACCAAGCCCUUGGUAGACGCGCAAACCAUGAACCUAUUACGUUCCUACCAUCAACAAACCCAACAACAUUUCGCGAGACGAGAAAGAAGCGGCAGUGAAUCGAGUUCGGUGUCAGAACGUGGAAGCAGUCGAACCGAUACUUUAACUCCAGAAAGAAAAAUUGAUGUGGCCAGUUUGCCUUUAGUUACGUCGACACCUAGAUCUGUACAUGAAAUUCGAGAAAAGUCGCCCGCUUCCGACAAAACCAACAGCCAUCGUCACGAGACUGACAACAAAGGAGACUUGCAAAUAAAAAGAGAGAUUGUAGAACCAUCUGAUAACGAGACCACAGGCGAUGGUGGUGGUGGCAUGGUCAAAGUAAAGCAAGAACGAGAUGAAGAUCACGAAGAAUGUCACAAUUAUCAGGAAAACAACGAAAGGUUACAAUCUUCGAAUACAGAUGAAGAUAAAGCCGGUAGCAAAGCACCUGAAAGUACCCCCACGAGCAGUCCGCGUGCAACACAGUCCAAUAGUCCAUGUCGAAACAGUACCGGAAGUCCAGCCAACAGUGAUCGCUCUGUCACGCCUAAAAGUACAAAUAGCGAUAAGAAAGCGAGUGGCAGUUUAGGCGCGUUGAGUUCCAUGUUCGACAACUUGUCCGGUGCCAACAAUAACAACAACACCUCCGGUGAUUCGCAGCCGAGUUCGUCGAAACGUGGCAGCAAUCAUCCUCUGGCCGCGCUCCAGAAACUUUGUGAUAAGACUGAAACUCACCAUACGACCCGUAACAGUUCAACUCCGGUCAUACCGCCGGGGGCUAAUCCUACGGUCGCGGGCCAGUGUAACGCCCAAAACGCGGCCAAUACUCCAGGUGCAAUUUUGGCCUUUAGUUGGGCCUGUAACGAGGCCGUCAUGACCUCCGAUUCGAUCAUGAAAUGCGCGUUCUGUGAUACUCCGUUUAUUUCCAAGGGAGCCUACCGACACCACUUGUCCAAAAUGCACUUCGUCAAAGACGGUGUCAUACCGGAUCCGGUCGCCCUGAAAGGAACCGCUCAGACUACGAGUUCGACAUCGGCGACGCAAGGUCCGGGCGUUAAGGGAGGUGUGGGUAGUGUUGGGGGUAACGGUGGUGGUGGCGGCGCGACGUCUAAUCUUCACUCUGGCAUAGUCUCGUCUGCCAGCAAGAGUCCUCCCGUUGCACCUGGGAGUUUUGAAGAGAGUCCCCAUUCGAAAUUUUUGAAAUAUACCGAACUCGCGAAACAAUUGUCCAGUAAAUACGUGUAAUUAGUAGCAUUCCUUAUACUUAAAAAAGAAAAAAUGUUCGCCACGCGAACUUCCUGAGUUGUGAUGAUAUCAUAUCUUACCACUUGAAAAAUUUUUAAUAAAGUGUGUAUUAUAAAUAAAUUAAAUGAAGAAAAGAGCGUCGUUUAAGUGAUAAAUUAUAAGUAUUAUUAUAAAUCAUGAAUUUUGAACAAAUGUUUAAGAAGAGUCGUGAAAUUCUUUGUAUAAUAACUAAACUAUUCUCUAAGUCAUUAUUUAGGUCGUACUGUCAAUUCGAACGGAUCGCUUUUGUGUUUUUGGAUGUUUCCUUUUUAUUUGUAUUUACAUCAGGUUUUCGUCCCGGUGAAGAUUACAUACCGGGUGUGUGGAAAAUAUACGCCAUUCAAUCGGGAAGGGAAUUUCUAUCAGGAAAGUAUAAAAUGUUCGUCGAAACGGAAAAUGACACGGAGCUUUUCGAUUUGGAUUUUCGUUUUCUUUCGAAUGGUUCGAGAUUCAAGCCGAUGUUAUUUCCGGACACCCGGUGUAAAUCCGUUUUUCAAUUUUGCAUCUCCUUCAAUUUUGCAUGUGUAUAGAUAUUGUACUUUAAAGAUGAUUAUACCAAACGUACACGUAAGGCAUUUAGAAUGUAAAUGUAGUUCUGAGCAAUUAUUACGACGAUUAUUGACGAUUAUUAUAAUGGUGAUGAAAAAUCGUUAUCAUCAUUAUUAAUAAUAUAAUGAUUAUUACUAUUGAUUAUUAUUAUUAUCAUCAUCAUUAUUAUUACUAUUGUAGUUGAUUUACCAAUAUCCGUUGAGGAGGAACACGUACAAGUAACACUUUACAAAAAUUAAUAUUUGUAUACGUACAUUGCAAUCUGACUCUUCCAAUCUGAUUUUAAGUAAAUAUUUAUUGGUGAUAUCUGUAAUGUAUAAUAAUAUUAUACGAAAUGAUGUAUACGCGUAGCUGAUCUAUGAAGAAACCCUUGACCUUAUUUGUCAAUCUUUUAUUUUUUGAUUUGUUGUAUUUAACUGCAAUCAAAAGCUCAAAUAAAUA
This is a messenger RNA of Agrilus planipennis (emerald ash borer), 5034 nucleotides long. RefSeq names its product protein tiptop (gene tio). Gene Ontology annotation, biological process: regulation of transcription by RNA polymerase II. Gene Ontology annotation, molecular function: DNA-binding transcription factor activity, RNA polymerase II-specific; DNA binding. Gene Ontology annotation, cellular component: nucleus. The coding region runs from base 388 to 4005 and encodes 1205 amino acids. The transcript has 3 exons. The record is from RefSeq and is a predicted model, not a curated record. Lineage: Eukaryota; Metazoa; Arthropoda; Insecta; Coleoptera; Buprestidae.